AUGCAACAGCCAGGGCCAAGGAGUCCUGAGACAAGGCUACAAGGACCACCAGGGCUACCGGGCAAGAUGGGCGACCAGGGCCAAAAGGAUCAUUGGGACUACCAAGACCACGAAGGCCGGCAGAGCGACCAGGACCAGAAGGGCCACCAGGGGAACGAGGGGUCGGGUGUUUGGGUGCUGAACGAUGGAGCUGGCUGGGAACAACUGGAACAUUCCAAAAAGAGAACAGCUUUACAGAAACCCCAUAUUAUGAAGUUUGUUUGUAUUGUCGGUUGUUUAGAUGGUGGACUUCGUGCUGGAAGACAUCCAGAACAAUUCUAG
Angiostrongylus costaricensis is the source of this 321-nucleotide messenger RNA. NCBI's taxonomy places the organism in Eukaryota, Metazoa, Nematoda, Chromadorea, Rhabditida, Metastrongylidae. The record is from the annotation of a GenBank genome assembly.